CUACUUUGUUGUCAUUUCGUUAUGAGUUUUUAAUUUGGUUUGUUUCGUUUAAUUAUUGUUUAGUUAAAUUAAUUCAAAUAUGUGGAGCCCAACACAUGUACAAGUUACUGUGCAUAAAGCUAGAGGACUGAUCAGUAAAGGGAAAAAUGGAACUAAUGAUGCCUUUGUAACAAUUGGUUUGGGAAAAGAAACAUUUCAAACUUCUAUAAAAGAGAAAGCUACUGGUGUUCUUGAAUGGCAUGAAAAAUGUGAAUUGCUAAUUCCUAAACAAGGAAACAAGGCAGAAAUAGUGCUAACUGCCUUGCAUCAUAAUCUUAUAGGUAUGGAUGAGUUUUUAGGACGAGUGAAUAUACCAUUAGCUGAAAUGGAUGUUUAUGAAAGACCUAAAAACAGAUGGCUUAAAUUACUGGAUAAGCCUGGAAAAGAAAAGAAAAAGGAUAGAGGGGAAUUAGAAGUCAAAAUAUCUUUCAUUGUUAAAUCUGGAAGUUUAUCUAAUUUAUCUAAAAAAGAGAAACAUAAAUCAUCAUUGGGCCAACUUUCACAAGCUGCUCAUUCCUUUGGUGGUAGUUUAAUCAGUAUUAGCAGUAUUGAUAAGCGUAAAGGGUUAAAAAAACUGGCUUCUAAGAUAAGUGGAAAAUUCUCAAAAUCAUCUCAUAAAGAUGAAGAUAAUUCUUCAAAUAUCGCUACCCCUACUUCUCAACAGGUACUAGGUGAAGCAGAUCCUGGUGUAAUCAGUGAAGCUGAAAGUGAUGAUGAUUUUGCUUUGGAUGAAUUAUCACAAAGAGGAUCUGAGUCGUCUCUUAAUUUUAAUACUCUUCCUAGAACGAAUACAGAUGUGACAAAAAUUACUUCAGAAAGUACACACUUUCCUCCAGCGAAACCUCCUAGGACUGCUUCAUUUACUCAAGAAAAGAAACCAGAUUUUGAAUCUCAUUAUUCUGCAAAACCCUUAAAAGUGGAAAGCAGUACUGAUUUGAGAGAAAUGGUUUUCUCAAAACCUAUUGAAAGAAUCAUCAUAGGAAAAGAAGUGACUCGUCCAUCGUCUCCCAGUUCAACACUUCCUCCUGAAAUACUUAAUCAGUAUUCUGAAAAGACUAGAGAGGACCUCAUUCAACUAAUAUUAGACCUUCAAAAUCGUCUUACUAAGGAACAAAAAAAGCAGAGAGAUCUUGAGGAUUAUUUAGAUGAAUUGCUGCUACGUGUUAUGGAAACAUCUCCUAGAAUAUUGCAGAAUCCUUAUAUUAACUGCGAAAUAUGAUUUUAAAUAAGUGUGAUAUUAUUAUAUAAAAAUGGUUUGACAAUGGUAAUAUUUUAUUGUUAAAUUUUGUUUGUUUUUGUUUAACCUAUGCCAUUUCUGAGUGUAAUGUAUAUGUGAUUUAAUUUUUCUCUUCCUUACUAAUCAGUUUUAAAAAAUAAGGUAUUAAAACAAAGCAAACAAAUAAAAAACUUACGUGUUUUAUAAACUUAUAAACCUUAUAUGUGUUGCUAAACUUAUAAACAACAAAUACAUAUUUGGUGGGACUUUUCCAGUUAUAGGAUGUAUAAACAGACGGAAAUUUUUUAAAAAGAGCAUAAAAAGUUGAAUGCAUUAGGAUUUCCUUUUUAUUACUUGGGAUAUUAAUGUAAAUCAAAACACAUAUCUGGGCCAGAGACAUUUUACAAGAUAAUAUUUACGAGAUAUUACAUUGCACUAUACUUAUUCAAAUAAUAAAAAAAAAAUACUACCAUUUUUUUUAAAUGUACAUUAUAAUACAUAGUCAAUAACAUAGUUUUUAAUUUUCAUAAUUAUGUUUAUAUGUAUAUUAUAACAGAUACAUAUAUAACAUAUGUAGAUCAUAGCUAUUAACAUGAAUUUAAAUUUUCAUAAUUCCAAAUACAAGCUAAGUCAAAAAUAGGGAACUUUUUCAAGGAAUGAAACUGUGGAUGUGUAUUCUACCAAGAUACAUAUAUAUUUUAGAUAUAUAUUUAUAUAUUCAUACCAAUGAUUACUGUUAAUAUGUUUGUAUUUAAGGUUGAAUUUUUAAGAUUGAAAUUUUUAUAAGUGUAAAUAUAUGUUUAUUGACCCAUAAUUAUGUUAAUAUUUCAUGGAACAAAGUUGUUAUUUAUAUAAAAAUAUUUUAUGUUGUACUAUGGUAACUAUUCCUUCCAGUUGUAUUGUGAUAAUCUAUUCUUAUAAAAGUAUUAUCUCGAAUUUUU
Molecule: messenger RNA, 2196 nt
Organism: Nezara viridula (southern green stink bug)
Lineage: Eukaryota; Metazoa; Arthropoda; Insecta; Hemiptera; Pentatomidae
Source: the annotation of a GenBank genome assembly